Molecule: messenger RNA, 1278 nt
Organism: Canis lupus familiaris (dog)
Lineage: Eukaryota; Metazoa; Chordata; Mammalia; Carnivora; Canidae
Gene: SOCS1
Product: suppressor of cytokine signaling 1
Exons: 2
Coding region: 88-783 (231 amino acids)
Biological process (GO): intracellular signal transduction; phosphatidylinositol phosphate biosynthetic process
Cellular component (GO): phosphatidylinositol 3-kinase complex
Molecular function (GO): 1-phosphatidylinositol-3-kinase regulator activity
Source: RefSeq, a predicted model, not a curated record
GCCGCCCCGCCCGCGGCGCCCCGCGCCCCGCCGCCAGCGCACCCCCGGACGCUAUGGCCCACCCGUCCGGCUGGCCCCGCGUGUAGGAUGGUAGCACACAACCAGGUGGCAGCCGACAAUGCAAUCUCCACGGCAGCAGAGUCCCGACGGCGGCCAGAGCCUUCCCCGACCUCGUCCUCGUCCUCGUCCCCGUCCUCGUCCUCGUCCUCGUCCCCGUCCUCGGCGGCCCCCGCGCGCGCGCGGCCCUGCGCGCCCCCCGCGGCCCCGACCCCGGCCCCGGCCCCGGCCGCGGCCCCCGGAGACACGCACUUCCGCACGUUCCGCUCGCAAGCCGAGUACCGGCGCAUCACCCGCGCCAGCGCGCUCCUGGAAGCCUGCGGCUUCUACUGGGGGCCCCUGAACGUGCACGGGGCGCACGAGCGGCUGCGCGCCGAGCCCGUGGGCACCUUCCUGGUGCGCGACAGCCGCCAGCGGAACUGCUUCUUCGCGCUCAGCGUGAAGAUGGCCUCGGGCCCCACGAGCAUCCGCGUGCACUUCCAGGCCGGCCGCUUCCACCUGGACGGCAGCCGCGAGAGCUUCGACUGCCUCUUCGAGCUGCUGGAGCACUACGUGGCGGCGCCGCGCCGGAUGCUCGGGGCCCCGCUGCGCCAGCGCCGCGUGCGGCCGCUGCAGGAGCUGUGUCGCCAGCGCAUCGUGGCCACCGUGGGCCGCGAGAACCUGGCGCGCAUCCCCCUCAACCCCGUCCUCCGGGACUACUUGAGCUCCUUCCCCUUCCAGAUCUGACCGGCCGCGCACGCAGCAUUAACUCGGGGGCCUUGUUAGGUUUUCGUUUUAUUAAUUACGAAUUGCCCUGGAACCACGUGGGUGCCCUCCCCACCUGGGUCGGAGGGAGCGGGCGUGGAGGGGGUGGGGGCGAGGCGCCUCCCAGUCCCCCCCCACCUGCUGGAGACGAGGCCGCAGACCCCUCCCCUCUGUUGGGGGAGGGUGCCCCCCCCUCCUGGUGCUCCCUCUGGGUCCCCCUGGUUGUUGUAGCAGCUUAACCUAACUGUAUCUGGGGCCAGGGCCUGAAUUUGUACCUCCUACCUCUUCAUGUUUACAUAUACCCAGUAUAUUUGCACAAACCAGGGGUUGGGGGAGGGUCUCUGGCUUUAUUUUUCUGCCGUGCAGAAUCCUAUUUUAUAUUUUUUACAGCCAGUUUAGGUAAUAAACUUUGUUAUGAAAGUUUUUUUUUUUUUAAGAAAAAAAAAAAGGUUUCUAGAGCGUGUGCUUUUGCUGAAG